Molecule: messenger RNA, 1659 nt
Organism: Pezoporus occidentalis (night parrot)
Lineage: Eukaryota; Metazoa; Chordata; Aves; Psittaciformes; Psittacidae
Gene: DERA
Product: deoxyribose-phosphate aldolase
Exons: 10
Coding region: 115-1119 (334 amino acids)
Biological process (GO): deoxyribonucleotide catabolic process; carbohydrate catabolic process
Cellular component (GO): cytoplasm
Molecular function (GO): deoxyribose-phosphate aldolase activity
Source: RefSeq, a predicted model, not a curated record
UGGGAGCGCCGUGCCCGCCCGCCCCCGCCGCUUCCUGCCUGUGCGGGGCGGGACCGGUGAAGCCGAUGUCCGCCCGCCCCGCUGGGCCGUAGAGAGCCGCCGGGAGCGCGGGCCAUGGCGGGGAGAAACCCAGGCACGAAGCUGGUGGCUUUGCUCAGCUCUGGGUGGCCAGCUGGGGUCAGCCUGUGUCCAGAACUUGGCUGGAUCUCAAAAGUGUAUGUGAAUCGACCUGAAGUUGUGAGGCAUGCAGAACAAAUUAAAACAUGGAGCACUGUGAAAGGUAAUUGGCAAGCUGCUUGGCUGCUGAAAGCUGUCACCUGCAUAGACCUUACCAGUCUUUCAGGUGAUGAUACUCCUUCGAGUAUUCACAGACUGUGUUUUAAAGCAAAGCAUCCCAUCAGAGAGGAUCUGCUGAAAGCCUUGGACAUGCAUGAUAAAGGUAUUACUGUCGGAGCAGUUUGUGUAUAUCCUGCAAGAGUCACCGAUGCUGUUAAUGCCCUAAAGGUUGCUGGCUGUAACAUACCAGUAGCUUCAGUGGCUGCUGGGUUUCCAUCUGGACAAACUCUUCUAGAAGUCAAACUGGCUGAAAUAAAGCUGGCUGUGCAGUAUGGUGCUAGAGAGAUUGACAUUGUCAUUAGCAGGGCUCUGGUGCUGACUGGCCAGUGGGAAGGUCUCUACGAGGAGAUCCGUCAGUGCCGUGAAGCCUGUGGAGAAGCUCGUAUGAAAACAAUCUUAUCAACGGGUGAACUGGGGUCUCUUGCUAAUGUCUACAAAGCCAGUAUGAUAGCUAUGAUGGCAGGUUCUGAUUUUAUAAAGACGUCUACAGGGAAGGAGGUGGAAAAUGCGACCUUUCCAGUUGGAGUAGUCAUGAUGCGAGCCAUUAAAGAAUUCUACUGGCAAACUGGCUGCAAGGUUGGAUUUAAACCUGCUGGGGGCAUUCGGACGGCAAAAGAAGCUGUUACUUGGCUUAUGCUGGUGAAGGAGGAAUUGGGAGUGGAAUGGCUAACACCAGAGCUCUUUCGCCUGGGUGCCAGUAGUUUGCUGGAAGACAUCGAGAAACAGAUUUUCUACCAUGUGACUGGCUCUUAUCCGCUUCAGCAUGACCUGGCAAUGGCUUAGACACAAAAUCAACUCAGGAUUACUUUCACAAAAGAGGUCUUUAAGCAAACAACAUUCAGAAGUUUUCUGACAACCAAAUGCAUAUGAUAAAAUUAAAAGACUAAUUCUUCCUUCUUCAUAUUUUAUAGUAUAUAAAAAUAUGCUUGUCUGCUGGUUGUACUUGAUCCAAAAGCAGAAAAGAUGGUAAUUCUGAAAUAAAUUGUUAAUACUUACAGAUUUGCAAAGUUAAUCUUGCAAAGUCUUCCUCAGACUAGCCUGAAAAGCUUAUUAAUGGCAACACUGAAAUACUAUGAAAAAGAUUUAGGUGGCCAGGUAACAGUUUGCAGUAACAGAAUAUGAAAUAUCUAUGGAAUGUUUCAGACUACUAAUUAAGAGCUACAGAUCUUGGAAUAGCUUUCCAUUCGCCUCAGACAAAACCUUCUGCCACAGAUGUGUUGCGCUAUUAAUUGUUAUGUUGAUUCACUUUCAAGCAUUGUAACCUGAGAAAAUGAAACUUGGCUAUUACUUUCUUUUAUAAAAUGUCUCUGCAGCAAAAGAAAA